Molecule: messenger RNA, 2249 nt
Organism: Gastrolobium bilobum
Lineage: Eukaryota; Viridiplantae; Streptophyta; Magnoliopsida; Fabales; Fabaceae
Product: U-box domain-containing protein 4-like
Exons: 2
Coding region: 438-1808 (456 amino acids)
Cellular component (GO): cytoplasm; nucleus
Molecular function (GO): protein binding
Source: RefSeq, a predicted model, not a curated record
AGGUCGUGCAAAACGACGACGGUUGAGGUCCACGCCGACGACCCCACACAAGAUUAUCCCAAUCCCAUCCCCUCAGUUCGUUCACAUUCCUACACCUCUCUGACCGUCGUUUCUCCCCACGAAUAACCGGGUCCUACCUUAUCACCACCGACAGUCACCAAUACGAAUCUGAACGCCCUGUGAUUGUAGCCCACCCCGGAUACCAAAGCCACCAUUCACAGCAAAAACCAGCCAUAAUAAUAAUAAUAAUAAUAAUAAUUAAUAACUAAUAAUAAAUAAACUCUUAAUCUAAAUCUUCUUCUUCUUCUUUAUUAUUCGUCAUCUCCAAUUUGGCGCAGUCUUCACUCACUUUCCCACUAUGAAACUCCCCUGAGAGUUCAGAAAUAUCAAAAUAUCAAAACCCUAAUCCACAACCUCUGCACGUGGAAGCUUCGAGAAUGGUUUCGUUAGAGGAUUCUCGUUCCAAUUCGAACCGUUUCCCCUUAUCGCGAAGCUAUCAGUAUUUUUCAUCCAAAACGCAGCGACAUACCGGAAGGUCCAUGCGCACAAUACGCUCCAAUUUCUUCCAAGACGACAAUAGCAGCUGCUCCUUCACCGUCACCGAGAAAUCCAUGUGUCUAUCGGAAAACCUCACCGACUCCGUCGUCGACCUCCGUCUCGGCGAGCUCGCAUCCAAGAACAACAAAUCAGUCAAGCACACCGCCGCGGAGGAGAACCUCCUCGAUCUUUCCCAGGCCUUCAGUGAUUUCUCCGCCUGCAGCAGCGACAUCUCCGGCGAGCUGCAGAGGCUGGCGUGCUUGCCGUCUCCGGAAUAUGUGCAGAAGAGCCACACCGGCGACGAAGUCGAGAAGGAACCGGAACCGGAGCCUUGCAUGGGGUUCCUGCAGAGGGAAAAUUUCUCCACGGAGAUUAUUGAGAUUAUUUCGCCGGAGGAUCUUCAGCCGACGGUGAAGCUUUGCAUCGACGGGCUCCAGUCGCCGUCGGUCGCCGUUAAGCGAUCUGCGGCGGCGAAGCUGAGGCUGUUGGCGAAGAACCGCGCCGAUAACCGAGUUCUGAUAGGUGAGUCCGGUGCUGUUCCUGUUUUGGUUCCUCUGCUUCGGUGCAGUGAUCCGUGGACGCAGGAACACGCCGUGACGGCGCUGUUGAAUCUCUCUCUGCAUGAAGACAACAAGAUGCUGAUAACCAAUGCUGGAGCGGUGAAGUCGCUGAUUUAUGUGCUGAAGACUGGGACGGAGACUUCGAAGCAGAACGCGGCGUGCGCGUUGUUGAGCCUUGCGUUGGUGGAAGAAAACAGGAGCUCGAUCGGUGCUUCUGGGGCGAUACCCCCUCUGGUUUCGCUUCUGUUGAACGGUUCCAACAGAGGGAAGAAGGACGCUCUGACGACUCUGUAUAAGCUGUGUUCCGUGAAGCAGAACAAGGAGAGGGCGGUGAGCGCAGGGGCGGUGAAGCCUCUGGUGGAGCAGGUGGCGGAGCAAGGGACGGGUAUGGCGGAGAAGGCAAUGGUGGUGUUGAACAGCUUGGCGGCGAUUCAGGAAGGGAAGGAUGCGAUAGUUGAAGAAGGUGGAAUAGCUGCUCUCGUGGAAGCGAUUGAAGAUGGUUCGGUGAAGGGAAAGGAGUUUGCUGUUUUGACGCUUCUCCAGCUCUGUGCUGACAGUGUGAGGAACAGAGGAUUUCUUGUGAGGGAGGGUGGGAUACCUCCUCUGGUUGCUCUUUCCCAGACUGGUAGUGUUCGAGCUAAGCACAAGGCUGAAACGCUACUUCGAUAUUUGAGAGAAUCAAGACAAGAAGCAUCAUCUUCAAGUUCUUAGAGAAGUAAUUACGUUACUACGUAGGAAGGUAAUUAUACAAUGUAAUUGGUUAUUGUAUAUAUAAUGUUUUUUCUGAUUUGUAUAGUUGGAAGGAUGUUUAUUGAAGUUAGAAGCUACCGAGCUAUAGACUGACCCUUAGAUGGAUCGAUAUAGCUAGGUUUGGGAUUUUGCUUUCCCUUUUUUCAAUUGGUUAUGGUUACUAGUUACAUGGUUGUCUUUGAGUUUUGGGUUUGAUUAGGUUUUUAAAUUUCUUUUCUUUAGAUGACCCUAGUUUUGUGAAAAGGGUUUCUGAUUGUAUCUUUGUUAAUUUUCCCGCUCGUAGCUAAAGUACGGAGCUUGUACUACACUACUAGUUGUAAUAUGUUUGUGUCCAUAAUUUCUUUUUGGUCAAAAUGUAGCUUGAGUUUCGUAUAUUUGAUACCGCUGAUUAAAUCGACUCCC